Prunus mume (Japanese apricot) is the source of this 1543-nucleotide messenger RNA. Lineage: Eukaryota; Viridiplantae; Streptophyta; Magnoliopsida; Rosales; Rosaceae. The record is from RefSeq and is a predicted model, not a curated record.
ACUGAGGUGGGCAACCCCAAACCCAAAAUUCGAAUUUUGAUUUUGGAUUUCCUCAUUGACUUUUAGUCUUUUACCUUUGUAUCAUUACCAUCUAAUAGAUUGUUUUGGAGCCUCAAUCCAACAACAAUCGGGUUGUAUUUAGGUCAAUUUUAUGAUUGCUCCAGUUAAAACGCAAAUAGCUUAUACAAAAUUAUCAAAGUUUGUCUAAUAAGACCACCAAUGACAAGUUUUUAAGUCACCUUUAAUCAAAGAUUUUGAAAAAGGAUUCUUAUACAUUUGGUAAAGGUUUUCGCAAAUAAACAAGGAGUUGAGUGGCUCCACUUCCACACACGUUGCGUGACAACAAAAUAUAGAACACAACUCAGAACCCAUUUCCAGAGUCCUCUGGGUUUCCAAUUCAGUCUGCACAGUGGUGGCAAUGUUGAAUCAAGUAUUUGCAUUUGCUCUUCUCUUCAUCUUCUUCACAAUCUUGCUCAUCAAAUGGAUUCACAGUACAAGAAGAACACCCCACAAAAACCUGCCUCCUUGUCCCCCAAGGCUCCCCAUACUAAGCAACCUCCACCAAUUGGACAUGCACCCUCGCUGAUCCCUGCAACAGCUAGCUAAGCGCCAUGGUGAGCUCAUGCUGCUUCAUCUUGGCAUCAGACCAGUGCUCAUAGUUCCGCCUGCGGAUGCAGCUGGUGAGAUCAUGAAAACAAAUGAUACAAUUUUCUCCAACAGACCCAAGUUGGCAAUUUCUGAUAGGCUUCUCUAUGAAGGGAAAGAUGUGUCUACAGCUCCUCAUGGUGAGCAUUGGAGAAGAAUGAGAAGCAUCUGUGUGCUUCAGCUUUUAAGUAACAAAAGGGUUCAGUCUUUUAGAAGUGUUAGAGAAGAAGAGCUGGGCUUGCUGGUUGAUAAUGUGAAGCAGCCUUGUUUGUUGUCAUUGCCUGUGAAUUUGAGAUGUUUGCUGGUGGAACUGAUACAACUAUACACAGUUCUAGAGUGGGUAAUGAACCGACUCUUAAGGCAUCCCAGUGUGUUGAAAAAAGUUCAAAAUGAGAUUAUGGGAAUUGCCAAUAGGAAACCAGAAAUAGCAGAAAUUGACUUAGAUCAAAUGCACUACUUAAAUGCAGUGAUCAAGGAGACGCUUCGGCUAUAUCCUCCAAUACCUUUACUGGCUCCCCGAGAAUCAACCAAAGAUGUGAAGAUAAAGGGCUAUGACAUAGCAGCAAGAACCAUGGUCCUUGUCAAUGCCUGGACAAUUGGUAGAGAUCCCUCACUGUGGGAUGAACCGGAGAGGUUCUUGAACUUUGCUGUGGAUUUCAAAGGACAUGACUUGCAGUUAAUCCCAUUUGGAGUUGGCAGGAGGGGCUGUCAAGGCCAAAUGUUUGCCAUGACCACUAUUGAGCUUGUGUUGGCAAAUCUUGCGCGCAAGUUUGACUGGGCAUUGCCUUGUGGAGCAAGAGCUGAGGACAUGAACGUGACAGAAUGCAGAGUCUUGUGAUCCACAGACAAGUUCCUCUUCUUGCUGUGCCAAAGCUUAGGCCUUUUUAAAAUUUCUUUG